Colletotrichum higginsianum IMI 349063 is the source of this 876-nucleotide messenger RNA. Its product is annotated as Alpha beta hydrolase fold-containing protein. The transcript has a single exon. The coding region runs from base 1 to 876 and encodes 291 amino acids. The record is from RefSeq and is a predicted model, not a curated record. Lineage: Eukaryota; Fungi; Ascomycota; Sordariomycetes; Glomerellales; Glomerellaceae.
AUGCACUUCAACGCCCUCCUCGCCGUCGCCGCCGUCGCCGGGUCCGUCUCGGGCUUGGCCGUCCGCCAAAACACGCCGGCCUGGCAAGUCCUCCCGCCAACGCCGGAGCUGCCGAAGCCCAUCUCGACGGUCAAGACGCCGAUCAACGGCAUCCAGAUGUGGUUCCAAAAGUACAACGAGAAGGCCGGCGGCGUGCCCAUCGUCAUGGACCACGGCGGCCUGGGCUUCUCGGGCUACUUCGGCUCCGUCAUCACCCGCCUCAUCGACGCCGGCCACUACGUCAUCGCCGUCGACCGCCGCGGCCACGGCCGCACGACGUACAACGCCAACGACGUCUUCACCUACGACCAGAUGGCCGCCGACAUCCACGCCCUGCUCGAGGGCGCCGGCGUGCCCCAAUACAACGUCGUGGGCUGGUCCGACGGCGGCAUCACGACGCUCGCGGCGCUCAUCAACCCGGUCACCGCCAAGCCCAUCAACAAGGCCUUCGUCUUCGGCGCCUCGUCGAGGCCCGAGCAGACCAACGCCACCUUCUCCGACACGGCCAUCUUCUCGACGCUCGUGGCCCGCUGCCGCACCGAGUACGCCUCGCUGCAGCCGGGCGUCGACUUCACGGCCUUCGCGACAAAGGUCGCGACGAUGGAGGGCACGCUGCCGCAGUUCACGGCCGCGCAGCUCGCGGGCAUCGACGGCAAGCGGGUCAUGAUCGCCGGUGCCGAGCACGAGGAGGCCGUCAACCGCGACGUCCCCGGCAUCCUGAACAAGGCCAUCCCCGGCAGCAGCGUCACGAUCCUCAAGGGCGUGAGCCACUUCGCGCCCAUGCAGGACCCGGCCCAGUUCACCAAGGCCGUUAUCGACUUCUUCAACAAGGCGUAG